Aphis gossypii (cotton aphid) is the source of this 2188-nucleotide messenger RNA. RefSeq names its product probable ATP-dependent RNA helicase Dbp73D (gene Dbp73D). The record is from RefSeq and is a predicted model, not a curated record. Gene Ontology annotation, molecular function: nucleic acid binding; ATP binding. Lineage: Eukaryota; Metazoa; Arthropoda; Insecta; Hemiptera; Aphididae. Bases 536 to 2122 code for a protein of 528 amino acids. The transcript is spliced from 10 exons. Gene Ontology annotation, cellular component: nucleus.
AACAUUAGUAUUAGUAGUCUCAGUCAUUACUGGUCAGCGAUUAGUGUUGUUUAUAAAAUUAAAAAUUAAAUCAUAUUGAAAAUAAAUCGUACAAAUUUAUUUCUCAUUCUCAUAAUAAAAUUAAAUUAAAAAGUAAGUAUUUAUAAAAAAAGGGGUCUGCGGACCAAUUUAAGUUAUAGCUAGGGGUCCGUGGCUUCAGUGCUUCACACUAAUUGGGAACCGCUGAUCUAUACUAUAUCUAUUUAGAAAUCUGUGGAAUGUACACGUCCGUGUGUGAUACCACAGAAUAGAAUAUUAUAUACGCUAUUGUUAACAACAGUUAACACCGAUUUGUGAUAACGAUAUAAAAACAAAUAGUUAAUGCACGUGUAUGUACAUUUUUAUUUUUUAUGUAUUACUUAUUGACUAUUGCGAUAUUUGCUCGUUGCUAAUGGUCAAUAAUUCGAUUCACUUUUUUUUGCUGAAUUAACUGGUUAAUCUCAACCAUUGUUAAUAAAAUCUUUCAAAUUUUUGACUGUAUGACUGAAUUAUAACGAUGGACGCCUCGUUACCAGCAUUAGACUUCACGUUGAUAGAUACACAUGGAUUCAAGAAAAAUAAAAAGGUAAAACGAGUUCUACCAGACUGGCUCGCUAAACCUACUAUUGUAUCGGUCGAUUUAAAACACCUUGAAGUGCCCAUUGACGGUAUUCCAGAGCUAGACCCUGCUUUAGUUCAAAAAUUAAAAAAUAAGGGAUGUACACAUUUUUUCCCAGUUCAAAAUCAAUUAGUUCCGUGGAUAAUUAAAACACAAAAACAUUGGGACUAUAGAUGGAUCAGAGAUGUGUGUAUUUCAGCACCGACUGGCAGUGGAAAAACUCUCUCUUAUGUUCUUCCUAUUAUACAGACAUUAAAAGCAUUCUCUACGCGUCAACUCCGUGCCCUCAUUGUAUUGCCAACUAAAGAUUUAGCUGUCCAAGUAUUCAAAGUGUUUUUAUAUUAUAUUAAAAAUGCGUUUAAUUUGAGAGUGCUUCUUUUAGAAUCCAAAAAUAUGACUUUAGAAAAAGAAAAAGAAAGAAUUUUACAAUAUGAUAGCAGUAUUGGAUGGAUAGACCUAGUAGAUAUCUUAGUUACUACUCCAGGAAGACUAGUUGAUCAUUUAUAUUACACUGAAGGUUUUUCUUUAAAAAAUCUCAGGUUUCUUGUUUUGGACGAAGCUGAUAGUUUUACCAAUAUUUUGCAAAAUGAUUGGCUAUGUAAAGUUAACGAAAGCUUAGCAUAUAAUGGACCUACAAUAUGUACUUUAAAUACCUUAAACGAGUCACCACAAAGAACACAGAGAUUAUUAUUUUCAGCAACUCUUACUCAAGAUCCUGAAAAAUUAAAGUUUCUUAAACUCUUUGAACCUAAAUUGUUUACAUCAAUUGUUAAAAGAAAAAAUACUCAAUUGCCUACAGAUACACUUGUCACAGACGAACCUGUACGAGGUGAUUUUGUAGGAAAAUACACAACACCCAAUGAACUCAAAGAAUACAUGGUGUUGUGUCCAGAAGAAAAUAAACCUCUAACACUAUAUCAUUUGAUAAGAAGUAAAGGUUUAAAGAGGGUAAUUUGUUUUGUCAAAUCAAAAAUAGAAGUACAUCGUUUAACUCGACUUUUAUGCAAACUCUGUGAAUUUGAUGAAAAUAAUUCGCCAUUAAGAGUUAAUGAAAUUUCUUCAGAUGUAUCUCAAAAAGUUCAUUCAAGUUAUAUUAAACAAUUUUCAGAUGGAAAAAUUGAUGUACUUAUUUGUACAGAUUCAUUAGCUCGAGGCAUAGAUAUAGAACGAAUAUCUUGUGUUAUUUUAUACAACGUGCCAAAAUAUCCAAAAAACUACAUACAUCGAAUUGGUAGAACAGCGCGUGCUGGCCAUAAAGGAAAAGCUAUUACAUUUGUCACUCCAGAACAUAAAGAACUGUUUGAUGACAUUUUAAAUUCUGCGGGUAAAACUAGUCUGAAAAAUAUAAAAGUUAAGAUUUCUGACUUGGAACAAUAUGAACAAAUGUAUAUAGAUGCAUUAAAAGCUAUAAAAACUGAAUCAACUCAAAAACCAAGAACUGUUAACAAAAAAAGAUUGAGGAAGAACAAACAACUCAAAAAGUAAUAUGUACUCAAGUUUUUUUUUUACUUUUUACAAAUAGUAUUGAUGAAUAUAAUUAUUUUAUCAACA